AUGGAAAUCGCCUCGCCGGUCCUUGCUGCUUUUAUCACCUUUUUUCUAUUCCCUGUUCUCCUUGCCGUCAAGCGGCUAUACUUCCACCCAUUGUCUCGGUACAAUGUACCUCUCCUCUGGGCGCUGACACGAGUGCCGUAUAUGCUGGCAUUCGCAACGGACAGCUAG
Aspergillus homomorphus CBS 101889 is the source of this 168-nucleotide messenger RNA. RefSeq lists its product as uncharacterized. Bases 1 to 168 code for a protein of 55 amino acids. Lineage: Eukaryota; Fungi; Ascomycota; Eurotiomycetes; Eurotiales; Aspergillaceae. The record is from RefSeq and is a predicted model, not a curated record. The transcript has 2 exons.